ACAAUAAAUACUUCCUGAUGUGAUACUGAGAAUGGAUCAAUUAUAAUGUAAUACAAAUCACAUUACUGUGUUCUUUAACACAUGAAAGAUGAUGUUCUGUCUUGGUUGAAAGGUUACACAGGACUGUUGACCAUUGUUCGACAUACAAACUCCACCUGUUGAGUUGCUAUAGAAGAUGAACACCUUUGGAAUUUUGAAGGAUGCCAAUUCUGCGCUGCUCAGUAACUAUGAGGUGUUCCAGUUACUAACUGACCUGAAAGAGCAGCGUAAAGAAAGUGGAAAGAAUAAACAUAGUUCUGGGCAGCAGAACUUGAAUACCAUCACCUAUGAAACAUUAAAAUACAUAUCAAAAACACCCUGCAGGCACCAGAGUCCUGAGAUUGUCAGAGAAUUUCUCACAGCAAUGAAAAGCCACAAAUUGACCAAAGCUGAAAAGCUUCAGCUGUUGAAUCACAGGCCUAUGACUGCUGUUGAGAUCCAGCUGAUGGUGGAAGAGAGUGAAGAGCGGCUGACCGAGGAACAGAUCGAAGCUCUUCUUAGCACGGUCACCAGCAUUCUGCCUGCAGGGCCAGAGGCUGAGCAAAAGAAAAACACCAACAACAGCGAUGAGGCAGUGGAUGAAGAGGACCCAGCAUAGGAGAGUACAGCUGUCCCAGGAAUUUCAUGAAGACCAAAAGCCCAGCAGCCAUUUCCUGGAUGUUCAGAGGACUGUUUAUUUAAUUUUAUUCUCUAUCCAAGCACAGCUUGAUUUUAUGCUUAACUGGGUAAAUCAUAAAAAUAAGCCUUUCUCAAAAACAAGCUGAAAAGAAAUAUUUGUGCCUCAAGGAAAAGAAACACAGUGAAGACAAGUUGAGGGUGUCGGGGCAGAGAGCUAAAAAGGGGAAGACAAUGACUGUGGACCCCUCUGUGAUAGAAAUAUUUCCUCUACAGUUUUUCCACGUUUGUGGUGAGAGCUCUGUACGACAGUGAGUAAAAUGCUUAUUUCCUUUGA
Molecule: messenger RNA, 991 nt
Organism: Nycticebus coucang (slow loris)
Lineage: Eukaryota; Metazoa; Chordata; Mammalia; Primates; Lorisidae
Gene: CRCP
Product: CGRP receptor component
Exons: 6
Coding region: 176-637 (153 amino acids)
Biological process (GO): transcription initiation at RNA polymerase III promoter
Cellular component (GO): RNA polymerase III complex
Molecular function (GO): nucleotide binding
Source: RefSeq, a predicted model, not a curated record